Messenger RNA from Lolium perenne, 864 nucleotides. Lineage: Eukaryota; Viridiplantae; Streptophyta; Magnoliopsida; Poales; Poaceae. The record is from RefSeq and is a predicted model, not a curated record.
AUGGGUACUCAAGGACAAUCCGACACUCCAGUGUCAGCUAAUGACAUGUGUGCCCUGGAUGAAUGGCCAUCCCAUGCUCGCCGCUAUCGUGUGCAACUACAGGAUGAAGCAGAUGGACAGAAGAAGAAGAAAGGACAAGGUGUUGUAAAAGGUGUUAAAGCAGUUCAGAAGCGUUUUGCCAACGGAUCUGCGAAGCUAAAUAUUACAUUCUCUGAAACGUUGGGUGGUAAGAUAGGAAUGAACUAUCGCUCAUUCAAGGAUGACGUGGUAGUGAUAAUGAAAAGGAAGGUACCACUCAUUGGGGUGAGGAGGUGGUCCGACAUUCACCCAAGUGUGCAUCGACUCAUUGUCGCAGAUGUGAUAGACAGAUGGGACCUAGAAGAUACACCGGAAACUGAAGAGAAAAUUCUCAGAAUUGCGCAAGAGCGAUAUAGAGGCUGGCGAUCAACUCUAAGCUCCACUUACAAGGCAUUCAAAACAGAUGAUGCUAGAUUGGCUAAUGUUCCGGAAGACUUACAACCAGAAGAGUGGGAAUGGAUGAUCAACUACUUCGGCAAUGAUGAAAAAUUCCAGGCACGCAGCCAAGUGAACUCCGAUAAUCGCAAGAAACAGAAAACAAAACAUAGAGUUGGAUCAAAAUCGUAUGCCCAACUAAGUUUUGAGAAGAGAAACUUGGAAACUGGAGAAGAGCCGGAUUGUGUUGCUCUAUGGGAACUCACACACACGAAGAAUGGAACAUGGUCUAACCCAGAGUCCCAGGAAGUUUAUGACAAAGCACGUGAAGCGGUGCAAAACAAAGAAACUGAAACAAAAGGUCCACUAUCAACUGAGCGAGAGAAACAAUGUUUUUCAGAUCGCAUAUAA